GUUUUGAAUGUUUAAGAGGAAAUGGUUCCUUUUCCAACAUUGCUUAACGUGAAGAGCAGUGAUGAAAAGAAGAAAAAAGUUGUUUAUGAUCUUAAAGAAGCCGGUCGGCUUGUAAAGAUGGCCAAGUACUUGAGACAAUUGAUGCCAGAUACUAAAAAAGGUACCAUUACCAAAGAUAUCACAAAAGCAGUGAAAGAAGCAAAGCGAGGUGUACCUUUCAAAAAAGUCAAAACUGCAAUUGUGCAUGUAGGAAUUGGGAAGGUUAGUUUCCAAGAUGAGGCACUGUGUGAAAAUGUUGGCUCAUUUGUACACGAUUUUUUGCGUCAGAAGCCUGCUGGCCAAAACAAACAGUGUAUCGGGAAACGAAGAUGGAGGAUGACUGGCUUGCUGCUUCCGCCGACGGUGUAGUUGACAGGUUUGUUUAUCAUUUGCCAUCCAGAGGGGUUCUGGAGAUCAAGUGCCCUUUCUUCAAAGGUGAUAUGAGUGCUGCAACUCCUUGGAAAAGAAUUCCCAUUUACUAUGUUCCACAAGCUCAGGGUUUAAUGGAAAUAUUGGAUCGAGAUUGGAUGGACUUUUAUGUUUGGACUACAAAAGGAAGCAGUUUGUUUAGGUUGCAUCGUGACGAAGAAUAUUGGGAACUCUUGAAGAUUGCACUUUCUGACUUUUGGUGGAAGCACGUCCAGCCGGCGAAGGAGUUGUACAAGAGAUCGGAGAUCAAAAAUCCCCUUGUCGAACUGCGCUCCUAUAAACCAAAACCUAAGCAUGAAUUGUUCCGGUCUAUCAUCUAUGAAAGCAGACGUGUGCUUGAUAAUUCUGUGUUGCUUAUGCGUGAAGUUGAUGGAAAAUUGCAAAGCUGAGAUUCCUUUAGAAAGAUUCAGUGGUACUUCUUCUACAAGCAUACUUGAAGUGGAAGAUCACAUGCAUUGACAUGGGCCAGUUGAGCAAAUGAACUGGCCCAUGUUAGAGCAGAUGUUAGGGCAAAGUUGGCUCAAACUCUUAUGGAGAUAAGUUAAGUUGGAAAUUGCUGUUGUCGACCCAAUAACAACCUUCAAAUAGGAGCGGGAAGUGGUGAUUGCGAAUCCCCAUGUGUUGGUUGUCCAUUGCACUCCAUGCUACUACAUAUGACGUGUUCUACGACAGUCAUAUGUUAUAUUCCAGAGCAUGCAAAAAAUUAUGCUGCAGUUAUGUAUAAGUACUAUGUCGCUGAUGACGUGUUACUUAUUGAAAUGUGUCACCGUCUCAUUUAAAAGUUUAAACUGUUAAAGGGAACAGUCUUUUAAUUACCUUAA
This is a messenger RNA of Nicotiana attenuata, 1289 nucleotides long. Its product is annotated as 50S ribosomal protein L1-like. Bases 22 to 408 code for a protein of 128 amino acids. The transcript has 7 exons. The record is from RefSeq and is a predicted model, not a curated record. Lineage: Eukaryota; Viridiplantae; Streptophyta; Magnoliopsida; Solanales; Solanaceae.